CAGAUUAUGUAUGGUGCUCUAUUGAGAUAUGGAGAAGUCCUAUAUUUCUUCCAGCAUAAAGCUAACAACACCAUGCACACCCUCACAAUGGUCUCUCUUUAUGGGCUUGAGAAUGAGUUUUUGCUUGCAGAAUCAUCGGGUACUGUUUGGGUGUGCCAAGCACAAGGGAAUAACACCCUUGUUGUGAUCAAUGUUAAAACAAUCUUGACAUGUGUUGCAAUGGUAUUAUACAUAUUCUUAAUCCCAGAUACUGAUCUUCUGCAGUUAUAUCUUGCCAUGGACAAGCUUGGUGCAGACAUCGGGAAUAUGGGAGGAGCAAGUGAGAAUGACAAUAAUGUUAGUGAUGAUGACAAUGACCACGAUGAGGUGCUGCCAGUUGGUGUAUAA
This is a messenger RNA of Heterobasidion irregulare TC 32-1, 387 nucleotides long. RefSeq lists its product as uncharacterized. The transcript has a single exon. The record is from RefSeq and is a predicted model, not a curated record. NCBI's taxonomy places the organism in Eukaryota, Fungi, Basidiomycota, Agaricomycetes, Russulales, Bondarzewiaceae. The annotation marks the transcript as partial.